AUGUUGAAUUAAUUUCAAAUUGAAUAUUAAGAGUUGCAUGUUACAAACGAGAGUAUAUAUACUUUGGCAGUGAAUAAUAAUCUAUAAUUACUUGCCUUUGGUGGAAAAACAGAGACGAUUUAAAUUUUUGAUCUUACUAAUGAGUCAAUACAUUAAAUUUUAGAAAAAACCCACAAAUUACCAGUGCUUUGUUUGAUUUUUUCAAAAAACAAUAGAUUAUUUUAGUUUGGAUUUGAUCAUUUUUUUGUAAUAUACUCCUACGCUAAUAAGAAAUUUGUCGAACCAGAGAUAAUAAAAACUCCAAAUAUCAUGCAUAGAUUCGCAAUUUUAACUAAUAAUGACGAGAGUGUUAUUUCUAUUGGAGAUACAAAUGUGAUUAGCAUCUAUUAGAUUUCUAGUAGAUAAUUAUAAUCAGUUAUCCUUCCUGAUUAUAACAAAUUAACAUGCAUUACUACAAAUCUUGAAAAAAAAAUAGCAAUUGUCUCAGGGAUUCGAUCACUUUUCUUCUUAAACAUAAACUCAUAGAGAAUUAUUUUCAAAAACUAAAUCAGUUCCUCUUUUUAUGUAAAGCUGUCAAAUAAUAAUUAUUUAUUUGCUGAGGGUCAUAGAAAUAAUAUCAAUAUUACAUCAUUGAGAAAUAAAAAAUUGAUAAGAAAACAAUCUGGGAACUAGAAUUUUUGUGCAUUAAUUAUAAGAUUCACAAAUGAUGAUAAAUUUCUUUUAGCAGGAAGCAUGGACUAUUCAAUUACAAUAUAUAACGUCAUUUAAGGAGGAUUUAAUACUUAUGAGAAUCAUGAAAGCUAUAUUUUCAGCCUAGAAUUUUAGGAUGAAGAAGAAAAGGUGUUUUAUACUGGUUCGAAAGAUUUUCGUAUUGGAAAAUGGGUGAAGAAGGACAAUUGA
Paramecium octaurelia is the source of this 900-nucleotide messenger RNA. Lineage: Eukaryota; Ciliophora; Oligohymenophorea; Peniculida; Parameciidae. The record is from the annotation of a GenBank genome assembly.